Messenger RNA from Hippoglossus stenolepis (Pacific halibut), 6480 nucleotides. RefSeq names its product G protein-coupled receptor 179 (gene gpr179). The record is from RefSeq and is a predicted model, not a curated record. Gene Ontology annotation, molecular function: G protein-coupled receptor activity. NCBI's taxonomy places the organism in Eukaryota, Metazoa, Chordata, Actinopteri, Pleuronectiformes, Pleuronectidae. The transcript is spliced from 12 exons. Gene Ontology annotation, cellular component: membrane. Gene Ontology annotation, biological process: G protein-coupled receptor signaling pathway. The coding region runs from base 777 to 6119 and encodes 1780 amino acids.
GAGAGAGAGAGAGAGAGAGAGGAUGGUCGAGCAUCACAGCAGCCUCCGUCAGAUGAGCUGAAAGCUCUGUGGAGCAACAGAUAGACUGAGAGAGAGCGGGUGAGAGGAGGAGAAGAAGAAGAGUGAGGAGGAGAGAGAGUGGGAAUCUACUCUUCUCUCUUCAUCCCUCCAUCUCGACAACACGCUGCUCUCCACCUCCCGCCUCCUCCCACCAGACAUGGGGAUCCCCCAACUUUGAGGCUUUUCCCUCCUCUCCAUCCUCCUCCUGCAUCCACCCAUCCCCAUCAUCCCCUCCUCCUCCCUCCAUCCUCCUGCAUCCUCCUCCUCCCUCCAUCCCCAUCAUCUCCUCCUCCUCCCUCCAUCCUCCUCCCUCCAUCCCCAUCAUCUCCUCCUCCUCGCGUGUAUUUUGCUCUGGAGCCUCACGGGCGGCUGAACACUGGAGGAGCUGACGGAGCGCAGAGAUGCAGGGAUCUCUCCCCCUGUCAGCCGCCGCCUCCUCCCACCUCCACCACCACCGAGGACACGCAGCUUUUAUGACAUUUUCUUGCGAGAGCGUGCAGGAGCGCAGGGGGGGUGCGCGCACGUGCCCGGGCGGCGCACAGAUGGAUCAGUGCGUUCCGAGUGUGAUGGAGACAAACACCCGCCGCUGCAGAAAGUGCGGAGCUCUGCCAACAUGUGACGAGUUUUCUGCUCAAGUUUGACUGAAAGAGGCUCCGAGCCGCAAAGAGAAGGUGUGUGACCCCCUGCUCCUCUUCCUCCUCCUCUUCCUCCUCAGGAUGGAUCCUCUUUGGCUUCUUCUUCUGCUCCCAUCCCUCCUCCGAGCCCAGGUGACUCCAGACUCCACACCAGGAGUCCUGGUGGAGUCAGACAACAGCACCGAGUCUUUGACAAACAGCACCAGAACUUCAGACCCCUCCGGGAGCUUCAGACCCUCAGAGCCUUCUGGGUUUGCAGCCACAGCUUCAGAGGCUCCCACACAGGAGGAGGAUGACUGGACUCCAGCUGAGACCUUCUUGUACACGGGAGACCCCUUCACUCUGGAGGUGGCACGCUGCUCACGGGCGUACAGCUCAGUGGGGCAGACCGGGUCCCUGCCCAUCGGCUUUGGCCCCCCCCUCCGGCCGGCUCUGGACGCACUGGCAAGUACUGCCAACUUCCUCAACAUGAUCUUCCAGGCCAGUGACCUGCGGGAGAGCACGGUGCAGGAGGACAUGGAGUGGUACCACGCCCUGGUCCGGGCCCUCCUGGAGGCCGACGUGCUCAUCCAGCAGGCCCUGCUCACCUUCGAUGCCGACCCCACCAACCCGGUGCCACAGCUGGUGCUCCGAGCCACCCGCAACCCCACGGCCAAGGUGCAGACCAUCAUCCUACAGGACUUAUCCAAGGCCUGGGGGAGCCUGCACCCGCCGGCCCCGGCCCCCGACGACAGCUGGUUCACAAGCUUUAAGUUCCCAGAGUCCAACCAGCCAAUGGCAGCCCUGUCUAAGCGGGUGCUGCUCAAUGACCUCAGCACCUUGGACACGCCCAAGUGGGGGCAGGGGGACAGCUACGUGACCAAUCGCAGCGGGGUGCGCUGGGCCAGCGCCCCCUUUCUGGACUGUGAGGACGGACGCUUUGUGCCAGGAUGGAUGCUGACGCUGUCCACGUCUUUCUACGGCCUCAAGCCCGACCUGACACCUGAGUUCAGAGGUGUGAUCCGUGUGGACGUCAACAUCCAGGACAUCGACUUGGACCAGUGUGCAACGGGAGACAGCUGGUUUGCUGAUACACACCAGUGCAACCGCACCAGCAUGGAGUGUGUGCCAGCACCAGGCCGGGGCUUCCGCCUGGGUCAGUACUGCUGCCGCUGUAAAGAGGGCUUCUUCAACCCGGAGAUCUUUCCUCUGGACUCAGAUGGUGGCCCUGUGAACGCGAGUGACGGCGGCGGCGUGUGUUACCCGAACAUGCCCAUCUGUCUCCCGUGCUGGCCGGGCUGUAAGAGCUGUGAGGACGGCGCCCCCUGCUGGGUGCAGGAGGACUGGCUCCUCAGGGCCACCGUGUUGGCCAUCCAGGGGGUCUUCAUGCUCCUCAUCUUCGUCAGCAUGCUGGCGGCCUACAGGCAUCGUCGAAACCGGCGGAUCCGAGCGUCCGGCCUCCUGCUGCUGGAGAUGAUCUUGUUCGGCUCUCUGCUCCUCUACUUCCCGGUUUUCAUCCUUUACUUCAAGCCGAGCACCUUCAGGUGCAUCCUGCUGCGCUGGGUCCGAAUGCUCGGCUUCUCCAUCGUCUACGGCACAGUCACUCUGAAGAUGUACAGGGUGCUGAAGGUGUUCCUCUCACGCACGGCCCAGCGGGUGCCCUACAUGUCCAGCCUCCACCUGCUGAGGAUCCUGGGAGUCAUGCUGAUGACGGUCAGCUGGUUCCUGUGUGCGUGGACGGUGGGCGUCCUCCAGAACCGCGACAGGAACAUCCCGGUGUUCGUCACAACCAACACGACAGAGGGACAGGGCUUCAACCUGUGUUACCUGGACCGCUGGGACUACAUGAUGGCUGUGGCCGAGCUUCUGUUCCUGUGCUGGGGGAGCUCCCUGUGGACCGCCGUCCGGCCGGUGCCCUCGGCCUUCCACGAGCCUCGCUACAUGGGCAUCGCCAUCCACAACGAGCUGCUCCUCUCCUCCAUGUUCCAACUGUUCAGGUUCACCUUCCCCUCUCUCCAUCCUGACUGGAUGUUGCUGCUCUCCUUCACGCACACUCAUGUCACCAUCACUGUGACGCUCGCCCUGCUCUUCAUUCCCAAGUUUCUUCACGUGUCCAAGCCCGGGAGGGAGGAGAUCGCAGCAGAGGUGUAUGAGGACGAAGUGGACCUGCGGCGCUCGUACCUGAACAGCAGCUUCCACUCGGCUUGGAGCGAGCACAGUGUGGACCCGGAGGACUUUCGGGAUGAACUGAAGAAGUUAUAUGCCCAGUUAGAAGUCCACAAGACGAAGAAGAUGACCGCAAACAACCCCCAUCUCUCAAAGAAGCGGAGCUCUAGAUGUGCACUGGGGAGGUCCAUUAUUAAACGUAUCGCUGAGAUCCCAGAGUCCAUGAGCCGACAGUGCAGCCGCGAGGACAGAGAUGGAUCCUUCCACAGCAGAAGUGUGAACAUGUCGGACUCUUUCAGGAGGAACCCAGACGCCGUCAGUAUCAGUUACAAAAGUUCAAUGAAGUCCCCGUCACCGUCCAUGCGCAAGUCCCAAAGUGAACAUCACUAUGUCAGAGAACGAGACGCUUCCAUGCGCGACUCCAUGUUAAAGGCCAACGUUGUGAAGACGCCCUCCCAGCGAUCUCAGACGGACUCCUUAGAUAUUCCUCCAGGGGUCUGCAAGUCCGCCAGCGCCCAGAACCUGACUAUUGAUAUCAACCUCCUGCAUCCCGAUCACACCAGACUCCAUAAGUCCUGGAGCCUCACCUCCACCACCGCCCAUUCUAUGGAAAAUAUACCAAAGGUUAACAGAGCCAGAACAGUGCUGACCAGGUCCCGGCAGAGCAUUUCCAUCAGUGACCAGACCAGGAGUGCUCUCCAGUCCGAGUCGUUUGACAAGGCGGAGGUCUGUCCUUGGGAGGUGGAGCCAGAGCCAACAGGCGAUAGGAAUCAGAAGCAUGUCACCUACGCAAACUCUGAGGACGGUGAGGAACAAAGGCCAGCAUCUCCACAGGUACUUGUCUGUCCCUGGGACCAUUUACCGCCUGUCCAGAAGACUCCUUCUGAGGACAGAGGACUUCAAGGUGAAAGUGAGUCACCUAAACCACAAGCUUCUGUUUCUGCAAGCGCACCGGGCUCUCCGAGACCAAAGUUCACCAAAGAUCAGCGCGUCUUCUCCUUCCGCACCACCACCAGUAAGUGGCUCUCUGUGAAGUCAGCCAUGGGGUCCAUGGAUUCAGGAAGCAGAUCCAGUAAGGACGGACAUUUAAAUAAAGAAGAUUCUGUCUCACAAAGAAGCCAGGAAAGUGCUUCUACAACACCCAGAUUGGGAACAUCUAGCAGGCGUCCAAGCAUGGAGAAGAGGUCACUGCAGAAAAGAAGCAUGACGACACCAGAAGGAAAACCAUGCCUUGUAAAGCAGCAUGCAAUCAGACUGUCCUCUGGGGAUUCCUCGGACAGAAGCCCAAGAAAGCUUGUGAUUUUAAAAUCUGGCGUAUACCCAUGGGACAUGGAUGAUAUGCAAAAAGACGGCACCUACGAAAAUGUGUUUCUAUCAAGGCAGAACAGCAAACGCAGCAGUAUCAGCUCCUGGGACACUGCUAGCAGCUCAAGAACUCCUUCAACUCACAGGAGAGGCAGUUACAGAAUUACUCCGGUCCGCAAUGUGGCUCAUGCAGAUGUGUGUCCAUGGGAGGGAGCUGGUGCUCUGCAGCAAGGAGAAGGACCAAAGAGGCAGCAGAGCCUUAAAGCAGAUGUCUGCCCUUGGGAUUCCCAGGUAUCUGAAGUAUCUAAUGUUUGUCCAUGGGACUCUCAAGAGCAAGGGAAUAUGAGAAGACAAGGGAGUGGUCGUGGUGAAGUGCGUCCGUGGGAAUCUGCAGAUAUUCCUGUUAUUUCUCGUGCUACUCUGUCCAAAGAUUCACAGAGACAACAGUCUUUGAAACCUGCAGCAAACAUAUGUCCGUGGGAGACGGCAGAAUCUCCCCAACCUUCAGUGAGACAAGAUAAUGAAUAUACUAAUAUUUGUCCCUGGGAUGUUAAGGACAAGGCUGAAGUCGUAUAUGAAAAUCUAAAUCCUUUGGAGACCAAGGGAACGUUGGCAGUUCCCCAUCGACAAGAGGUUAUGAAACCUGCCACGUGUCCUGGUGCAUCCACAGAAAUGGUAAACAAUGAGCAACAAUUCAAAACAGUAUCCGCUGUUCACGAUUGGGGUAAACAAGGGACCAAGACAUCGGAAAGUUGUCCAUGGGAAUUCCCUGAUCCUCCUCAAAUCGUGGAAGUUAUUUGUCCGUGGGACGAGGGAAGCACAGAGCCAACAAACACAGACUCAUCUUCACAAAUGACCAUCAAGGUAGAUGUGUGUCCCUGGGAAACUGGAAAUCAAGAGGGACCAGGAGACUCACAAGAGGACGUCUCCGCUGGUACAGAUGCACAGAUUCAGACUGAAGGAAAAGACAACACAAGAGUAAAUGUAUGCCCCUGGGACACCGAGUCCCCUGAAAGAAAUGUAGCUGCCAAGAUGGCAUCACAGGGGCUGGAACGACAAGCAGAUGUUUGUCCAUGGGAAACUGCAGGACCGGAAUCAGGUAAGCCAGAGACCCCCAAAAUAUCCGACAGUCAUUUAAGACAAGACACAGCUCGGGGAGAUGUUUGUCCGUGGGACACAGAAGAACCAAAAGUUCUUAAAAAACAAGACACAGCUCGGGGAGAUGUUUGUCCGUGGGACACAGAAGAACCAAAAGUUCUUAAAAAACAAGACAGCACUCCGGCAGAUGUUUGUCCGUGGGACACAGAAGAACCAAAAGUUCUUAAAAAACAAGACAGCACUCCGGCAGAUGUUUGUCCGUGGGACACAGAAGAACCAAAAGUUCUUAAAAACAAGACAGCACUCCGGCAGAAUGUUUGUCCGUGGGACACAGAAGAACCAAAAGUUCUUAAAAAUCAAGACACCACUCCGGCAGAUGUUUGUCCGUGGGACACAGAAGAACCAAAAGUUCUUAAAAAUCAAGACAGCGCUCCGGCAGAUGUUUGUCCGUGGGACACAGAAGAACCAAAAGUUCUUAAAAAUCAAGACAGCGCUCCGGCAGAUGUUUGUCCGUGGGACACAGAAGAACCGGGAAGUGUCAAAGAGCAGGAUAGCGCUGUACCUGAUGUUUGUUUGACAGAUCCACAAACAUCAACCGACGUCGACACUCGCCACAGUGAGAAAGACGAAGUGACAGGAGAUAUGGAGACUCUCACUGACAUCGGCACAGAACAGAUGGAUGAGUCCAAAACGAACUUAGCGUUGGGUCGGCGUGAUGCUCUGUGUCCCUGGGAGAUGGUCCGGAGCAGAUCUGGGUCGUUCACUGACAACGCCUCGGACGUCUUUACUUGGGAGCCUGAGAAUAUUCCAGAGGAAGACGAGGAGGACGAUGCAGAAUGUGCUGCUGAGGCGUUUGUGUUCCCAACGGACUUGUGACCUAGCGCUAGCCACUAGCCACUAGCUCCCUCUAAAUCAACAGGAAUAGGAACUCUGUUGAACCUGUUGAUGUUCAGGAGGACCUUUAAACUCCUCCUGCUCCACUGGGAGUUCAGAGUGCUGCUCGGGAACAGCGCCCCCUGCAGCUGGCGGAGCAGAAAGCUCUUUCUGACGGACAAGUCGCUGGGCUGCGAUAUUUCAGGUUGGAUUCACUCCGUCACUAAGAUGUGUUGUUAUAGUAGCACAUGUUGCAGACUUGUUAAAACCCCAUUGAUCCUGCAUUGACCUACAAAGAGACUUUUUUUGAAUGAUGGGAGGCCGUUCGAUGAAGUCCCCUUUCUUCCUGCCUCUACCCCCACCC